Thamnophis sirtalis is the source of this 341-nucleotide messenger RNA. The record is from RefSeq and is a predicted model, not a curated record. Lineage: Eukaryota; Metazoa; Chordata; Lepidosauria; Squamata; Natricidae.
AACGAGCAAUAUGGUGGCUGCAACCUCCGUCAGAUGACCAUCAUGGAGGCCUUGGAGUUGCUGGACAAUGUGGUGGAUGAAUCGGACCCCGAUGUGGACUUCCCCAACUCCUACCAUGCCUACCAGACAGCAGAGGGCAUUCGGGAGAAACAUCCUGAGAAAGAUUGGUUCCACCUGGUUGGACUGCUCCAUGAUUUGGGGAAGAUUCUGGCCCUGUCUGGUGAACCACAGUGGUCUGUGGUGGGAGAUACCUUCCCGGUGGGCUGCCAGCUGCAGGACUCCAUCGUUUUCAAGGACUCCACGUUCCAUGACAAUCCAGACACUAGGAAUCCUCUGUACAC